CGGGCCCACUCCCAGGUCUGUAAAGUUUUGUAGGAGCGCCCCGGCGUACCCACCCACGCCUCCUCCAAACCCUAGCGCAGGCGCCUCCACUUCGUUCGCGCGCAGGGUCCGGCCGUCCGGCGAAGGGAGGGAAGAUGUACACCGCGAGGAAGAAGAUCCAGAAGGAGAAGGGCCUCGAGCCCUCCGAGUUCGAGGACUCCGUCGCCCAGGCUUUCUUUGAUCUGGAGAACGGCAACAAGGAGCUCCAGAGCGAUCUCAAGGACCUCUACAUCAACAAUGCAGUCCAGAUGGAUGUUGCCGGGAACAGGAAGGCUGUGGUGAUCCACGUCCCCUACCGCCUGCGCAAGGCCUUCAGGAAGAUCCACGUCAGGCUCGUCAGGGAGCUGGAGAAGAAGUUUAGUGGCAAGGAUGUGGUAGUUGUUGCAACAAGAAGGAUCGUGAGGCCGCCCAAGAAGGGUUCAGCUGUUCAGCGUCCUCGCACCAGGACUCUGACUGCUGUUCAUGAUGGAAUCUUGGAGGAUGUUGUCUACCCUGCUGAGAUUGUGGGGAAGCGUGUCAGAUAUCGUUUGGAUGGUGCCAAGGUCAUUAAGAUCUUGUUGGACCCAAAGGAGAGGAACAACACCGAAUACAAGCUGGAGACCUUCACUGCAGUCUACCGCAGGCUCUGUGGGAAAGACGUGGUCUUUGAGUACCCCAUGACCGAAACCGCAUGAAGAUGACCGAAACCACAGGCUCCAUUUCAUUUCUUUGAAUCUGGAUGUUUUGGUUGAGGCUACUUGCUUCCUGUGUACUUGAGAAAUCAAAGUUUUGAUUUCCAAAGUUGUUGCUUAGGUAUUUGCUGUGGACCUGGACAACGUUAUGUUUUGAGCAUUACCUUUGCCCGGUUAACUCGUUGCAAUUUCGUGUCUA
This is a messenger RNA of Phragmites australis (common reed), 909 nucleotides long. RefSeq names its product small ribosomal subunit protein eS7-like. The record is from RefSeq and is a predicted model, not a curated record. Gene Ontology annotation, biological process: translation; ribosomal small subunit biogenesis; rRNA processing. Bases 135 to 713 code for a protein of 192 amino acids. The transcript is spliced from 6 exons. Gene Ontology annotation, cellular component: small-subunit processome; ribosome; cytosolic small ribosomal subunit. Gene Ontology annotation, molecular function: structural constituent of ribosome. NCBI's taxonomy places the organism in Eukaryota, Viridiplantae, Streptophyta, Magnoliopsida, Poales, Poaceae.